This is a messenger RNA of Octopus bimaculoides (California two-spot octopus), 3754 nucleotides long. RefSeq lists its product as uncharacterized. Gene Ontology annotation, molecular function: RNA polymerase II cis-regulatory region sequence-specific DNA binding; DNA-binding transcription factor activity. The record is from RefSeq and is a predicted model, not a curated record. NCBI's taxonomy places the organism in Eukaryota, Metazoa, Mollusca, Cephalopoda, Octopoda, Octopodidae. Gene Ontology annotation, biological process: regulation of transcription by RNA polymerase II.
GUUUUUUCCCACUCGCUUUUUGAUUUACCAAAUAAUUUUUGUUGUCGACUUCAAUCUCCAUUUAAAUCGCAUUUUGCUGUAAUAUAAAGACACUCCUCACGAAACACUGAAUUAUAUGAUUGUAACAGAAUAUCAGAUGACAUUCUCAUAAAAGAAUCUUUUACAUCAGAUAAUCAUCCAUGUUCAAUAAUUCUUUGAAGAUUAAAAGGAAGUUGUUAUACAGAAGAGAUUUCAAUGGGACAUAUCUAGCCCAAAUAUUCUACCUGUUAUAUUUUCAAACUGGCUAGGUCCAGCCUCUCACACCAACCCUGCAAUAUCAUUCUAAAAAUAAACAAUCACAUCAUCAAAAUCUCAAAGCUAUGAGACAAUGCAGGAUUAAUACAAAACAAAACAAAUGACUGGCUGUUUAACCAACAAGUUAAACAAACAAUCAAUUAGUUGGGUAGAUAAUUAAUCAAUUGUCUAAUGAUAAAGGAGCGGAACUGAACCAUGCAUGUGUUAUUAAUAUUGGCAUAAUGACACUCACUAGACGAUAAGAUCAAACGGAAAUAUAGUGGUGAGAGAAGAAAAAUUACAAGAAAAAUGAAUUUUGUGUGACACUUUGAAGAUGAGUAAUUUUAUUAAAGAGAUGGCCAAAGGGACAGGAGAAUCAUUAUACCACUGUAAAAAGUCCUAUUCUCAAAAAGGAAACAUUCCUACUCACAAACGUAUUCAUACACAGGAGAAACCACAUCACGGUGAAGCCUAUGAGGAAUCACUCCCUGCAAAUAGUUCCUUAACUAAUGACAAAAGACUGAAUGCAGGAGAGAAAGCAUAUCACUGUGAUAUCUGUAGAGAGUCAUUCUCUCAAAAUAUUCACUUAACUGUACACAAACGCAUUCAUACUGGAGAGAAGCCACAUCUUUGUGACAUCUGUGGUUUCACUUUUGCUCAGAAAAACAAUUUAAUUUUUCACAAACGUACACAUACAGGAGAAAAACCACAUCGAUGUGACAUCUGUGGUAAAUCGUUCUCUCAGAAAAGCAACCUCACGACCCAUAAACGCAUACAUACAGGAGAAAAGCCAUAUCGUUGUGAUAUCUGCGGUAAAUCAUUUUCUCAAAAUGUUCAAUUGACCAGACAUAAACACAUUCAUACAGAUGAAAAAGAACACCAGUGUGAUAUCUGUGGGAAGUCUUUCUCUCGACUUGGUCACUUAGCUAAACACAGAUGUACUCAUACAGGAGAGAAGCCAUAUCACUGUGAUGUCUGUGGUUCACCAUUCUCCCAAAAAAGUGAAUUGACCGAUCACAAACGCAUUCAUACAGGAGAGAAGCCAUAUCAUUGUAAUAUCUGUGGGAAAGCAGUCUCUGUAAGCUGUAAUUUGAGUAAACACAGAUAUAUUCAUGAGGUAGAGAAACGAUAUCACUGUGAUAUUUGUGGUAAAGCAUUUGCCUUAAGCAGUAGGCUAAUAUCUCACAAGCGUAUUCACACAGGAGAAAAGCCAUAUCAUUGUGAUAUCUGUGGUAAGUCAUUCUCUGAAAACGGCAUCUUGACUGUGCACAAACGCAUUCAUACAGGAGAGAGACCAUAUCAUUGUGAUAUCUGUGGUAAAUCAUUCUUACAAAAUUAUCACUUAACCGUUCACAGACGCAUUCACACUGGAGAAAAACUAUAUCGCUGCGAUAUCUGCGGUAAAUCAUUCUUCGAAGUGUACACCCUGACUGCUCACAAACGUAUUCAUACUGGGGAGAAGCCAUAUCAGUGUCAUAUCUGUGGUAAAUCAUUCUCUCUUCGUGGGGAACUAACUAAACACAUACGUACACAUACAGGAGAGAAGCCAUAUCAUUGUGAUAUCUGUGGUAAGUCAUUCACUGUAAGCAGCCACUUAAUUAAGCACAAACGCAUUCACACAGGGGAGAAGCCAUAUCACUGUGAUAUCUGUGGAAAGUCAUUCAGUGGAAGCAGUGACUUAAUUAAGCACAAAUACAUUCAUACAGGAGAGAAGCCAUAUCAGUGUGAUAUCUGUGGUAAAUCAUUCUCUCAGUCUGGUCACUUGAUUACUCACAAACAGAUUCACACAGGCAGUCCGCGUUUUCACUGUGACAUUUGUGGUAAAUCAUUGUCUCGAAAGAGUCAGUUGACUAGACAUGUUUGUAAAUGUUGACAAAAAAAGUUAACAUAAAUAAAAUAAGCAUUUAAUUUUGCAAUGAAAGUAAACAAACAAAGGUCGUUCUUUUUUAGAAGCGUUGAGAUGUAUUCUUGAUGCAUAAUCACAGAGACAUGAGUUCGAGUCUCAUGGCUGGCCGGUAACAUAUUUUUCUGCAAUGUAUGGAUAAUUUAUCCUGAUCACGCUAUUUGUAGCAUUAUCACACGUUUGAGAAAUAAAUUUAUUUCUGUAUCUUACAAGUAUUUAAUUGUUUCAGUCCGUUUAGACUGUGGCCAUGCUGGAGCACCACCUUGAAGAAUUCUUACUUGAAUGAAUCGACACAAGUUCAUACCAUCUUUUUAAACACUUGUCCUACUGAUAUCUUUUGCCAAAUCACUGAGUUACAGGGGUAUAAACACACCAACACUGGUUUGCAAUCAGUGGUGGGAGACAAACACACAUACAUAUACCUGUGUGUGUAUGUAUAUAUAUAUAUAUAUAUAUAAAGAAGCACAUCAUGCAUGUAUAUAUAUGUAAAGAAGCACAUCAUGUAUAUAGAUAUAUAUAUAUAUGUGUUUAUAUAAGGGGCAUUACUACAGAAUAAUGCCACACACUGGACUUCCCAAAAUAAACACAUUUGUUUAUUUUGGGAAGUCCAGUGUGUGGCAUUAUUCUGUAGUACUGCCCCUUAUAUAAAUAUAAAUGAAUAAUUAUAUUCUUGGGAAUAGAAACUUCCCUUAUGAAUUUUUUUACACACUAGCUUCCUGAUAAAAUUCUUGUAAAAGAUUUUUAUCCUUUUUUGAAUUUAUUAAUCAUAUAUAUAUAUAUAUGUGUAUGUAUGUAUGUAAAGAAGCACAUAUAUAUAUAUAUAUAUAGCGGAAGAGACUUGUCCAUGGUGCCACGCAAUGGGACUGAACCCAGAACUGUGUGGUUAUAAAGCAAACUUCUUAUCACAGAGUCACACUUGUGUGGUAAAAUUUGUGAAUGAUCAUCAACAGUGUUUCUAAUAAAACUUCUUUUAAUAUUUCUGCCAUACAAGACAUAACUGCAUUUUCUCAAUGUUUUGUCAUGUCGCUUGUGGGACCUAGAAUUGUGACAGGGUUUGGUUCUGAACCCCUUGUUCUUGUUGUAUUUUGUUUUUUAAUCUGAAAUUGAAAUAAAGUUAAUAAACAAAUAUUUGUUCUUUUAUUGGAAGCAUCGAAAAUAUGUAUUGUACAAUACAAAUAGGAUGAUAUUUUUUCAAAUGCUGAGUUGCCAUUAGAACAGCAGAAAUACUGGAUAAAUUAGCCUCACAAGGAAACUCAGCAUUCAAAAAAUAUCAACUCCUUAUUUCGAUGCUUCUAAUAAUAGAACAAAUAUUUGUUUGUUUACAUUUAUAGACACAGAACUGUUCUAUAAAGCUAAAGUAUUUAGUGUCUAAAUUCAGCCAUGAAUUUGUCAGUGGGCAGUUUAGCUUAUUGGUAAAGCACUCUGCUAGUCUUUGAAGGAUAUGGCUUCAAAUCUCGUGGCUGGUUGUUGACAAAUUUUUCUGCCUUAUAAGGGUUCUUGCUGUUCUAACAGCAACUCUGUGUUAAAAAAAAUAUAUUCUUAUUUGUAUCACAAAAUAAAGUUGUUUUACUCUUUAAA